AGCAUACUGGUCCGUGCAACCGGAGGAGCCAAGGCCCGGACAGACUCACAUAUAGACACGACAAACGGAGGACGCGCUGGCUGCUGGAUCCUGCCGCCUCCCCCUUCUCCCUAUUGCCUGUGCCUGGAGGAUGAGCCCAGCCUUCAGGGCCAUGGAUGUGGAGCCCCGCACCAAGGGUGUCCUCUUGGAGCCCUUUGUCCACCAAGUUGGGGGACACUCCUGCGUACUCCGCUUCAACGAGACGACCCUGUGCAAGCCCCUGGUCCCGAGGGAGCACCAGUUCUACGAGACCCUCCCAGCUGAGAUGCGCAAAUUCACACCUCAGUACAAAGGUGUGGUCUCUGUGCGCUUUGAGGAAGAUGAAGACAGGAACUUGUGUUUAAUAGCAUAUCCGUUAAAAGGGGACCAUGGAACUGUGGAUAGUGUAGACAAUUCAGACUGUGAACCAAAAAGUAAGCUCCUGAGGUGGACGAACAAAAAACAUCACGUCCUAGAAACAGAAAAGGCCCCCAAGGACUGGGUGCGGCAGCACCGGAAAGAGGAGAAGCUGAAGAGCCAUAAGUUAGAAGAAGAAUUUGAGUGGCUGAAGAAAUCUGAAGUUUUAUACUACAGUGUAGAGAAAAAGGGUAAUGUAAGUUCCCAGCUUAAACAUUAUAACCCUUGGAGUAUGAAGUGUCACCAACAACAGUUACAGAGAAUGAAGGAGAAUGCCAAGCAUCGGAACCAGUACAAAUUUAUCUUACUGGAGAACCUAACUUCCCGCUAUGAGGUGCCUUGUGUCCUGGACCUCAAGAUGGGGACGCGCCAGCAUGGUGAUGAUGCUUCUGAGGAGAAGGCAGCCAACCAGAUCCGCAAAUGCCAGCAGAGCACCUCUGCGGUCAUCGGUGUGCGCGUGUGUGGCAUGCAGGUGUAUCAGGCAGGCAGCGGGCAGCUCAUGUUCAUGAACAAGUACCAUGGACGGAAGCUGUCCGUACAAGGCUUCAAGGAGGCGCUUUUCCAGUUCUUCCACAACGGGCGGUACCUGCGCCGUGAACUCCUGGGCCCUGUGCUUAAGAAGCUGGCUGAGCUCAAGGCAGUGUUGGAGCGACAGGAGUCCUACCGCUUCUACUCAAGUUCCCUGCUGGUCAUCUAUGAUGGCAAGGAGCUGCCGGAGAUGUCCCUGGACUCAGAUGCUGAGGACUUAGAGGACCUGUCAGAGGAGUCAGCUGAUGAGUCUGCCGCUGCCUAUGCCUACAAACCCCUGGGUGCCAGCUCGGUGGACGUGCGCAUGAUCGAUUUUGCACACACCACAUGCAGGCUCUAUGGCGAGGACCGCGUGGUACAUGAGGGCCAGGAUGCUGGCUACAUCUUUGGGCUCCAGAGCCUGAUAGACAUUGUCACAGAGAUCAGUGAGGAAAGUGGAGAGUGAACGUGCUGGCUGCACCAGCACCUGAGAGACUCUCUGUGUCCCAGUCACAGCUGCGCUGCGUCGGGAAGGAGGCCAGUAUGGCCAGGCGGCCCCUGCAGCCUGGAGCUGACAGCCAGAGGCCUCUUGAGUCCCAGCCUGAGCCAGCCCUAACUGCGCUCGGAGUCUAUUUAUUUUAACUAUUUCUUCAACAUUCCACAUUUGAUGAUGCAGAUACCUCUUCCCUGAGUGUAAAUGUUCUAAUACAGAUCUUUUUGUUAAUUGUA
Messenger RNA from Sorex fumeus (smoky shrew), 1671 nucleotides. It is a transcript of the gene IP6K2, whose product is annotated as inositol hexakisphosphate kinase 2. The coding region runs from base 131 to 1408 and encodes 425 amino acids. The transcript has 5 exons. The record is from RefSeq and is a predicted model, not a curated record. Gene Ontology annotation, molecular function: inositol hexakisphosphate kinase activity. Gene Ontology annotation, cellular component: cytoplasm; nucleus. Gene Ontology annotation, biological process: phosphatidylinositol phosphate biosynthetic process; inositol phosphate biosynthetic process. Lineage: Eukaryota; Metazoa; Chordata; Mammalia; Eulipotyphla; Soricidae.